Sapajus apella (tufted capuchin) is the source of this 3844-nucleotide messenger RNA. It is a transcript of the gene CNTROB, whose product is annotated as centrobin, centriole duplication and spindle assembly protein. Gene Ontology annotation, biological process: centriole replication; mitotic cytokinetic process; regulation of cilium assembly. Gene Ontology annotation, cellular component: centriole; centrosome. Bases 946 to 3486 code for a protein of 846 amino acids. The transcript is spliced from 18 exons. The record is from RefSeq and is a predicted model, not a curated record. NCBI's taxonomy places the organism in Eukaryota, Metazoa, Chordata, Mammalia, Primates, Cebidae.
UACCGAAGUGUUAUGAGCGUCUGCAAGCGUGGUCUCGCGGGCGGGUGACGUCAUCGGGGCGAGAGAGGCGGGGCCGUGGACGGUGGGCGGGAGGCUGCCAACGGUUUUGAGCUUAGAGGGAGGUGCGAGACGGGGGAUCCCAGGGGAGGAGGCCAAUCGCUUGCUCCCCACUUUGGCAAAUUGGGGGCUGAGAACUGGAAGUGUGGAGAGCAGUCGGGACCAGGUGGUCGUCGGGGCAGAGGAUCUCAGGCUAGGUUUGAGGGCAGCGUGGUUUUUAAAGACGACUGAGGGCGUGACUCAGUGUUCACAAGAUUUCUUUUGGGGUGAUCGGGAGGGAGAGAGUCUAGGGAGCGAAGCUUGCUAUGGCUUUCUUGCUAGGAGGGGUCGGAAGGAAAGUACAAGGGAGCUGACCCUGGGUAGAACGGGUGAAGGGGUAGGGGAGCGUGAGGUUCCUGCCUCUCUUGAGAUUGGAGCCAGCUGAGGGACAAAUAGGGCAGCGGGACAGAAAUUGGGCCCCUAGGGGAUUUGGGUCCGUUUCCUUUGGGACGUUUUGGGUGUGAGAACUUAAGAACUCAGUUGACCGGGGAUAGCCUGUGCCGGAGUUGAUCUGCAGCUUCCAGCACUCGUAGUUGGGAAGAGGAGCUUCAGCAGUGCCGUUGUCCCGCAGUAGGUCGUCUGUCCGCACCCCCUCUGCGCCACACCCUCUUAACACUAUUCCCAGGAGCUGGGGAAAGGGAUGCUUUGGCCCAGUCCCAUGGCCCCUGGAGCUGGUGGAAACCUUUCCUCCAACCAGAAAGCCUCGAUACCCUUAAUUCACCAAGGAUCCUUGGCGUGGAGUCUUCCUCCCUUCUCCCAAAUCUUUCUCCGUGAACUUUUCCUCCUGGACUUUGCUAAAGCAGAACCUCCCAGCUCUCUGCUAUCUCCGGUCGUCUCUUCCCUGUGUUCAUGGCAACAUCAGCUGCCAGCACCAGUUCACCCGUCGGGGCGGAGGAUCUCCUGAGUGAUUCAUCAGAACCCCCUGGGCUCGACCAAGUGUCCUCCGAAGUGACCUCCCAGCUCUAUGCUUCUUUGCGCCUCAGCCGGCAGGCGGAGGCCACAGCCCGAGCCCAGCUGUAUUUACCCUCCACUUCCCCACCUCGUGAGGCGUUAGACGGCUUAGCCCAAGAAUUGAGUCGAAGCUUGUCAGUCGGAUUGGAAAACAACUUAAAGAAAAAGGAUGGUUCUAAGCAUAUCUUUGAGAUGGAAAGUGUUCGGGGUCAGCUCCAGACCAUGCUCCAAACCUCACGUGAUACAGCCUAUCGGGAUCCCCUCAUUCCUGGCACUGGCUCAGAGAGACGGGAGGAGGACUCCUUUGACAGUGAUAGCACAGCCACCUUGCUCAACACCCGGCCCCUGCAAGACUUGUCUCCAUCUAGCUCAGCCCACGCCCUGGAGGAACUGUUUCCCCGCUAUACCAGCCUUCGGCCAGGGCCUCCACUCAAUCCCCCAGAUUGUCAGGGGCUGAGAGAUGCAUUGGAUUCAGAGCAUACCCGCCGCAAGCAUUGUGAGCGCCAUAUUCAGAGCCUGCAGACCCGAGUGUUGGAGCUACAGCAGCAAUUAGCCGUGGCUGUGGCUGCCGACCGCAAGAAAGAUAUCAUGAUUGAACAACUGGACAAGACCCUGGCCCGUGUGGUGGAGGGCUGGAACCGGCAUGAGGCUGAGCGGACAGAGGUUCUCAGGGGACUUCAAGAGGAACGCCAGGCGGCAGAGCUCACCAGAAGCAAGCAGCAGGAGACAGUAACCCGCCUGGAACAAAGCCUUUCUGAGGCCAUGGAGGCCCUGAAUCGUGAGCAGGAAAGUGCCAGACUGCAACAACGGGAAAGAGAGACAUUGGAAGAGGAAAGGCAAGCUCUGACCCUGAGCUUAGAGGUAGAGCAGCAGCGGUGCUGUGCCCUGCAGGAAGAGCGGGAUGCAGCUCGGGCUGGGCAGCUGAGUGAGCAUCGAGCAUUGGAGGCUCUUCAGGCUGCCCUAGAAGAAGAACGACAGACUUGGGCCCAGCAAGAGCUCCAGCUUAAGGAACACUACCAGGCACUGCAGGUGGAGAGCCAGGCUCAGCUGGAAAGAGAGAAGGAGAAGGGUCAGAGGGAAGCCCAGGCAGCCCGGGAGGCCCAGCACCAGCUGGCAUUGGUGCAGUCUGAGGUGCAGCGGUUGGAAGGAGAGCUGGACACGGCUCGGAGAGAGAGAGAUGCCCUGCAGCUGGAAAUGAGCUUGGUGCAGGCCCGGUAUGAAAGCCAGCGGAUCCAGAUGGAGUCGGAGCUGGCUGUGCAGCUGGAGCAGCGGGUGACAGAGCGGCUGGCGCAGGCGCAGGAGAGCAGCCUACGGCAAGCAGCCUCCCUGAGGGAACAGCACAGGAAGCAGCUGCAGGACCUCAGUGGACAGCACCAGCAGGAGCUGGCCGGUCAACUGGCUCAGUUCAAGGUGGAAAUGGCAGAACGAGAGGAACGGCAGCAGCAGGUGGCUGAGGACUACGAGCUCAGACUGGCCCGCGAGCAAGCACGAGUGCGUGAACUUCAGAGUGGGAACCAACAGCUGGAGGAGCAGCGGGCGGAGCUGGUGGAACGACUGCAGGCCAUGCUGCAGGCCCACUGGGAUGAGGCCACUCAGCUGCUCAGCACCACUCUCCCGCCACCCAACCCACCAGUUCCUCCUGCUAGACCUUCCAGCCCCGGGCCUCAAGAGCCAGAGAAGGAAGAGAGGAGGGUCUGGACUGUGCCUCCUGUGGCCGUGGCCCUGAAGCCUGUAUUGCAGCAGAGUCGGGAAACAAGGGACGAGCUACCUGGAGUGCCUCCUGUUCUUUGUAGUUCAUCCUCAGAUCUCAGCCUCCUGUUGGGCCCCUCUUUUCAGAGCCAGCAUUCUUUCCAACCCCUGGAACCCAAACCAGAUGUCACUUCAUCCACAGCUGGGGCCUUCUCUGCACUCGGGGCCUUCCAUCCGGAUCAUAGGGCAGAACGGCCAUUCCCUGAGGAAGAUCCUGGACCUGACGGGGAAAACCUCGUAAAGCAAGGGCUACCACCUGCGCAACUGGAGGGCCUCAAGAAUUUCUUGCACCAGUUGCUGGAGACAGUGCCCCAGAACAAUGAGAACCCUUCUGUCGACCUGUUGCCGCCUAAGUCUGGUGGAGAUGGGCUCACAUUUCCAAGGCAGCUGAUGGAGGUGUCUCAACUGUUGCGACUCUACCAGGCUCGGGGCUGGGGGGCUCUGCCUGCUGAGGAUCUGCUGCUCUACCUGAAGAGGCUGGAACACAGCGGGACUGAUGGCCGAGGGGAUAAUGGCCCCAGAAGGAACACAGACUCCCGCUUGGGUGAGAUCCCCCGGAAAGAGAUUCCCUCCCAGGCUGUCCCUCGUCGCCUUGCUACAGCCUCCAAGACUGAAAAACCUCCCGCACGGAAGAAAAGUGGGCACCCUGCCCCAGGUAGCAUGAGGAGCCGGGGGGGAGUCUGGAGAUGAGCCCCCUACCCUCUCUCCUCUUCUUUGUUCUCUUGUUGUUAUUUUAAUAAAUGCUCAGUAGUCUGUAUCAGAGUCUCUGGCUCAUAGGAAUUUGGAAAAUGGAGGUUUUGUAGGAAAUCAUUUGUAAAGAAACCACAUUUGGUUUAAGUACUUUUUUUUAUAUGUUAUGUGUUUAUACGUCAUUUCUGUGGUAAAAGACAUGAAUGCUUUGGAAGAUGGUUUAUGACAAGAUUUUGGAAGUUGGAGCAGCUGAGAUUCAGUGAGUAAAGGCUAAAACCUCAGAGCAGUGCGCUCUGGUUGGUAGUGGAAUUAUGGGUGAUUCUUAGUUUUUUAAUAUAUUUCUGUAUUUUCCAAAUUU